Spinacia oleracea (spinach) is the source of this 3025-nucleotide messenger RNA. RefSeq names its product S-adenosyl-L-methionine-dependent uroporphyrinogen III methyltransferase, chloroplastic. Lineage: Eukaryota; Viridiplantae; Streptophyta; Magnoliopsida; Caryophyllales; Amaranthaceae. Gene Ontology annotation, molecular function: uroporphyrin-III C-methyltransferase activity. Gene Ontology annotation, biological process: siroheme biosynthetic process. The coding region runs from base 307 to 1455 and encodes 382 amino acids. The record is from RefSeq and is a predicted model, not a curated record. The transcript is spliced from 6 exons.
UUUCUGUAAUGCUGCAAGACUAGUAAAGUUCCAUAGACCAUAGGUUUCCAAAUUUGAUUUUAGCAUCCUUUUGUUUAUGUUGGAUGAACCUGUCCCUUAUAUGGGCUAAAAGGUCACCCACCGCCUUAACUUUGGCUUUCCAUCUUCCCCAAAGUCUACUGCUGCGGCUGCUUGGCUGGCUGCCCUUUGCCACCACCACCAACAUACAUGAACCAUUACACCAUUUUUUCACCAUUCUCAUCAUUCCUCAUAAAACCCCAUUCAAUCGUUAUUGUACAACACCAUUGUUGAAAGCUACCCUUUUCAAUGGCUUCUCUAAAUCAUCUUCAUUCAUUAUCAAUUCAAACUUCCACCGCAUUUCAUACCAAUCUGCAAAAACCCAAAACUUUUCACACCCAAAUCUGCGUUAAUUAUAGGCAAAUUGUAUGUUGUUCAACUUCUUCACCCUUCACUGAGAAGAAUUCGGUGGAGCGAUACCAAAGGGAGCACUGGGUUUAUCCUGUUAUAUCUCAAUUUCAAUCAUCUCAAUCUCAAGAACACUGUCAAUCGUCUUCGCCGCCGCAGCCGUCUAAGGAUAGAAGGGAAGAUGACAUUGCUUCCCAACUACCAGAACUCAAGAAGCUGCUUGAGGUAUUGAGAGAAAAGAGAGAGAGCCAAUCACAAGGUGGCGGCAAUUCUGGUGUUAUUGGAAAUGUGUAUUUGGUGGGCACUGGUCCAGGGGACCCUGAGUUACUCACUGUAAAAGCUCUCAAAAUAAUUCAAUCUGCUGAUCUUCUAUUGUACGAUCGCCUCGUCUCGAAUGAUGUGUUGGAAAUGGUGGGCCCCAAUGCUAAGCUUCUGUAUGUUGGGAAGACUGCUGGCUACCAUAGUAGGACACAGGAGGAGAUUCAUCAGCUGCUGUUGAGUUUUGCUGAAGCUGGUGCUAAUGUUGUUAGACUUAAAGGCGGAGAUCCUCUUAUUUUCGGACGCGGUGGCGAAGAGAUGGAUUUCCUGCAGCAGAAGGGGAUUCAAGUUAAAGUUGUUCCAGGUAUUACUGCUGCUUCAGGUAUAUCAGCUGAACUAGGAAUUCCGUUGACUCAUCGAGGCAUCGCAACUAGUGUUAGAUAUCUCACUGGACACUCAAGGAAUGGGGGAACUGAUCCGUUGUAUGUAGCAGAGAAUGCUGCUGACCCUGACUGUACCCUAGUUGUAUAUAUGGGUUUGGCAACACUUCCUGCUCUUGCCCAGAAAUUGGUGCAACAUGGCCUGCCUAAUGAUACUCCUGCUGUUGCAGUGGAAAGAGGGACAACUGCUCAACAGCGUUUGGUAUUUUCAAAGUUGGAGAAUCUUGCUGAUAAAAUUAGAUGUAGUGGACUGGUAUCCCCUACACUGAUCAUCAUCGGGAAGGUUGUUGCACUUUCCCCAUUGUGGAUGCAAUCCUGUGAAGAACCAGCUGAGCUUGUGGAUGCAAAGUAGAAACAAACCAUUUGCGUUGAAGAAAGAGAUUGAAGUCAAAGUAUAUAUUGGUUGAAGAAGCAACUAUAAAUAUUGGUUGGUGGUGACUGACCACUGCAGCCAGUAACUGGUGUUAGUUAGUAGUCUUGGCAUCUCAGAUGCUAGCCCAAUAGUAAUUGCGAUGAUUUUUGCCAUCUAGAAUCAUCUUUUACCAACGAGGCGCCAUACAAUCAGGCUGACAUAACCGCUCAACUUGGAAGCCUGAGAGCUUUUGCUUGGGCUGGUCUGCAUCCUAAUUGUUCAAGUCUCUGUUAUAUUGAAAUGAAGUGGCAUUAAAAUGUAAAGCUUAUUUCCUUCAGAAAAAUAAAUAAAAUGUCCAGUGUUUUUACUCUCAAAUGAGACAUGCAACAUGUUUUUACCAAUUUAUUCUUCAAAGACAUCUAAUAUUUUGAAAUUUUAUAGAAAGCAUCUUUCAGAGUUUGAGUUAAUUCUUGUGUUAAUACAUCGAGUAUUGAAUUCUGAAAUCGACGAGGUAGGAUUUUCUUGGCUAUAGUGGAAAAUGGGGCACCUGAAUAACUAGGCAUCUGAGUUCCUGCAUACAUGAGAAAACAAUAGAAUGGUAGUGAGCUUCUGAGUUUUGAAUGGCUCUACCAUAGAGCUUGUCUACACCCAUUUACAUAUGGAGAUAUACUCUCAUAUUAUGUGCAAAGUGCAUUUCCACCGGCAAAGUUGGGGUACUUUAUUAAUUGCGUGAUAAAAGUGAUGACUGGUAAGUAUACUUGUUGAAAACAUCUUAUAAAGUUUGGAAAUGCAGGUAGGGGUAAGAAACCUUACCCCUUGCAAGAGGGAUCCCCCAUAUCUUUCCCCUCCUUGCAAGGGCAGCUCCAUCUUACCUUUAAAAAAAUAUAGGCAUUUGCAACAUUUUUGAAUUGCAGGGAACUAAGAAGGAAGAGAGAGAAAGUUUCCGACUGAAGGAGGAAAGAGAAAGUUGCGCUUGCUGAAGCUUGAAGAUCGUUUGAAACCGCCAUCAACAAUCGGAAAGGAGUUUAAGGUUGUGGUUGAAAAUAUAUUAGGGCUGCUUGAUCUUUGUGAGUCUUAGACAGUAUUUGAAAGAACUAAAGCAAGGCGUUUAUUAAUUAAAGGAUCUAUUAAUGCGACCAGUUGUAUCACGGAAGCUACUGAAACAAGGAAGAUGUAGGGAUGAGGAUGACUUCUCGUGGUCAACAGGAAUUGAAACAUGCUUGGAAUAAUUUGUCGAUAACAAUUGGUGGAUGAGAGUUGAAUCUUGUUGAUGAAGCGUUGGAAGAUUGAUGGCAGAAAAUCGUCUCCGGCCGAGUUGAACAUUCUAUUUACUUUGUCACCUCCGUUGUCUCAGCUUCCUUGAGAAGCCUUAUUUCUUUGGCUUCCUUGAGAAACUUUGGUUUAGUUUAGGUGUUUUAUUUUACUUUUAUCUUUUUAAGUUUUAGUUGUAUUUUCUUAUCUAUUAGUCUUUCCCUGAGAUAGGGAGGCUUUUAGAUGAAGACCUUAGAACCGUGUACCUUUCCAUAUAAAAAAAAAAAAAAAAAUUGUUUUAUAUAUAUUCAAUACUCCA